Molecule: messenger RNA, 3667 nt
Organism: Acanthopagrus latus (yellowfin seabream)
Lineage: Eukaryota; Metazoa; Chordata; Actinopteri; Spariformes; Sparidae
Gene: rbm15b
Product: RNA binding motif protein 15B
Exons: 1
Coding region: 637-3165 (842 amino acids)
Biological process (GO): regulation of alternative mRNA splicing, via spliceosome
Cellular component (GO): nucleus
Molecular function (GO): mRNA binding
Source: RefSeq, a predicted model, not a curated record
AAAUCAAAAUAUUAAUUUAAAAAAUGUUUGGACAUUUUUUCUUUAUUCACUCUUUAUUGCCGUGAACAAAUGUUUUCUUCUGAACUUUCUGUUUUGGGUCAAAUCUCUUGUGCCAAAAUAGUAACAUAAUAUAUUGUUUACUAUAUAUUUUCAAAUAUUUUUGUUAUAGUAACAUGUCCUGAUAUAUUGUUACUAUAUUUUUAAACAUGUAUUUCUUACAGUAACCUGUCCAGAUUUAUGUUUAAAUUUUAUUUCCAUGGUAACACGUCCUGUUAUAUUGUAUAUAUUUUGAUAGUAACACGUCCUGUUAUUGGUUGGUGUCCCAAAAAAAGCGUGGCAUGUCAUAACGGCAGCCGUCUGACGUCACCGCAGUCUCCGCCCUCCACAGGGAAAGCGCACAUUCCUAUUGUCCAAGAUGGCGGCGUAGGUGCAGAUCCUCGGAUGCUGACAUGUUUUUAAACGAGUUUAUCCUUUUAUUUCGAUAUUUAUGCAAGUAUUCAGCGGUCCGAGUGGUAGCGUUUCUCUCCCGGAGCUGUCGUCCGCCACGUUAUCUUCACUAACACUCCUGGAAUUCUCUCUCCGGGCCGGAUUCCCGCUGCAGGCACCGAAAAGUUUGGGCUCCAUCAUCCUUUGAAAAUGAAGAGGCAGGCCGGGAGAGACACUAGUCCGUCCAGGGCCGCCACUAAACGGGUGCGGGAGAGGGAACGAGAGAGCACACGGAGAGAGGAGCUGCCACCGCCGCCGCUGGCUCUGCUGCUGGCGGAGAGCCGGGGAUAUCACCGGAGGAGCCGGAGCAGGGAGCGAGAGAAGCCGCGGCUCAGAGAGGAGCGAGCGGCCGCCCUGGAGCUCCACCACCGACAUGAGCUCAGCCUCCUCGGUCGACCGCCGCUGCGGACCACGGCGGCGGAGCUCCCCGCAGCCAGGCCGGGAACUCUGGAGUACAAAACGCUGCUCAUCAGCAACCUGGGCUCGCAGGUGUCGGACGAGGACGUGGAGGACGCGCUGUUUCACGAGUUCAAAAAGUUCGGGGACGUCAGUGUGAAGCUGUCGCACACUCCGGAGCUCGGCCGGAUCGCAUACGUGAAUUUUCGCCACCCGGAGGACGCCAAAGAGGCCAGGCACGCCAAGUCGUCCAGGUUGGUUUUGGGUGAUCGACAGCUUAAAAUCGAGCCGAUGUACGUGCGGAGGCGGAGCGUCACGCCGCCAGAUGUCGGAUAUGUGCCUCUGCACGCACCGUACCCCUACAGACAGCGGUCCCUGUCCCCGCCCGCGGCCGGGGUGAGCAACAUCAGGGACCUCAGAGCCAGACACUACGCCCUGGAGACCCUGGGACUCAGCAGAGAGAGGGAGAGGCUCUUGGAUUAUUACGGCAUGCUGGAUGAGAGGGGCCGGCCCUAUGGCUUCACUCCUAUGCCAGUAGUGGAGGAUCUAAAACCUGAGGAUGACCAGAGGGCGACCAGCAACCUCUUUAUAGGAAAUUUGGACGGUAAUGUCACAGAAGUAGAACUGAGGAGGGGUUUUGACAAGUAUGGCAUCAUUGAGGAUGUUGUGAUUAAACGCCCGGCUCGUGGACAAGGUGGAGCGUACGCUUUUGUAAAAUUUCAGAACUUGGACAUGGCCCACCGGGCCAAGGUGGCCAUGCAGGGGCGGCUGAUUGGUGGAAACCCGAUAAAGAUUGGUUAUGGUAAGGCUAACCCCACCACGCGGCUCUGGGUGGGCGGGCUUGGGCCUACGAACUCCCUCGCCGCCCUCGCCCGGGAGUUCGACCGCUUCGGAAGCAUCAGGAAUAUUGACUAUGUGAAGGGGGACAGUUUUGCGUACAUCCAGUAUGAAAGUUUGGAUGCGGCUCAAGCUGCCUGCGGCCAGAUGAGGGGGUUCCCUCUGGGUGGCCCUGAGCGGCGUCUGAGGGUGGACUUUGCUAAAGUCGAGGAGGGAACCUCUCGGCCGUUUCCUCCUGGUUAUCAGCCCCCCGUCACUCCCCUCUCUCACUACGAAAUCCUCGGGGAGACCUACAGCCGCCAUCGCAGCCUGGAACGAGAGCUGAGGGGAGCCAGGGACCGCUCCUCUCCCCCUCCACACAGCCUCCUCUCCCAGAGGGACAGAGACAGGGCCCUGCUGGAGAGAGACUACCCCACCAGCCCCACCCGGAGCGUGGAGAGGAGAGCGGCAGCAGUGGAAGCUUUUGGGAGGAGCGGGAGAGCAGCAAGGAGCCGCAGCAGGAGCAGAGAGCGGUGGCUGAAGGAGAGGGAGGAGAGGAGGAGCCGGAGGAGGAGCAGGAGUCCGUCCCCCGACAGGCUGACAGAGGAGAGGGACAGAGAGCGGGACAAAGAGAGGGGGAGGUCGAGGGUCCGGGUUCCAGGAGGGGCCGCGUCUCCUGACGCCAGCCCAGAUCGCGCACGGGUUCGAGCUCCUGACUCCACCACGGAGCCCAGAGACCAAUCCCCCGACAACGCUGUAGGAGGGCGUCACCCAGCCACCAACGAAGAAGAGCCGCCAUCUGGUCGCUACCACAGCAAGAGGUCCUCCAUCGAGCACCUCAACAAUCAUCACCAUCGAAACAGCGAGGUCGUCGCCGCCAGCUCUCCUGCGAUCCACACAGACACUAACACCUCGCCUCCUCCCAGCACGCUGUCAGAGUUCGCCCAGGCGUCGCUCUCCAAAGCGUGGCACGGCUUCUUCGCCCUGAAGAACAGCAGUUUUCCCACAGACCUGUACAUGCUGGAGGGGGGCGUCUCAUUCUUCAACACGGUGAUGAAGGACAGCCUGAAGCUGCAGAGCCUGAACCAGCCCAGCCAGCUGAAGAUCGCCCAGAGGCUCCGCAUGGACCAGACUCGACUUGAUGAGGUGUCGCGCCGCAUUAAACUCGGACGGCCUGACGGGUUCGCUAUCCUGUUGGCCACCCAGGGCCCCGUCGACCGCCAGGCCCCCACCCCUGAGCCGGGACUGCAGGUGCGCUUGCUUCGACACCUGGUGACGUACCUGCGGAACAAGGAGGCAGCUGGAGUCGUGAGCCUGCCCCCCGCAAAAGAGGGCGGGCCGGGAGCGAUGCUGUACGCCUUCCCACCGGGAGACUUCUCCCAACAGUACCUGCAGGCCGCCAAAAGGACUGUGGGAAAUCUGGACGAGGAGCACAUGGUUAUUGUUAUUGUUAAUGACACUAAUUAACUAUUACACUGCAGAGUUCAUACAUGUACAGACAUUUAAAGGAACAGUUCACCCAAAAAUUAAAACUCAGUCAUUCUCUCCUCCUCCUGCUGAUAUAAAGUCAGGUGAAGUGUCGUAGUCCACAGAACAGUUCUGGAGCUUCACAGUGAAACAGAGUUGCAGCGUUCUUCUAAACGACUGAAGCAGCUGAGACUUGAUUUAAAACAGAAACAACCAAAAAAAACCACAAUGUUUCCAUAAAGCUCGUCUGUUACGAUCACAGUCUGCAGGAGCCCCGAGAUCACAAACAGAUCUGAACACGUUUAGUUAACAGCUACAAGCAAGAUUUGUAAGAGGAUUCAAAUUCAAACUCAGUCUUAAUAUUCACAAUGAUAAUGAGGUAAUGAGACAAACUGUUUCCAUAAGUGAAUAAACAAGCUGUUCUCAGAGGAAAAUAAGGUUUGAGAACAUUGUUUGAAGCUAGACAGGUGGCAGGGUCCGCCACACACACACACACACACAU